Messenger RNA from Xyrauchen texanus (razorback sucker), 3847 nucleotides. It is a transcript of the gene smc6, whose product is annotated as Structural maintenance of chromosomes protein 6-like. Gene Ontology annotation, molecular function: damaged DNA binding; ATP hydrolysis activity; single-stranded DNA binding. Lineage: Eukaryota; Metazoa; Chordata; Actinopteri; Cypriniformes; Catostomidae. Gene Ontology annotation, cellular component: Smc5-Smc6 complex; nucleus; site of double-strand break. Gene Ontology annotation, biological process: double-strand break repair via homologous recombination. Bases 36 to 3305 code for a protein of 1089 amino acids. The record is from RefSeq and is a predicted model, not a curated record. The transcript has 27 exons.
UCAAAGCGCGCGAGGGGCAGCAGUGUUUACUGGAGAUGUCAAAGAGGAAGAGCAGUAAUGCAAGGCUCACACCUGAUAAAAGGUGCAGGUUAUCUCAGCCUGAGCCCUCAGAGGAUGAAGAGGAGAUGGAUAACUUCAGUUCAGGAGAUGCUACAUACACACCACAGAGUGCUUCAGGUGAGGUGGGCAUCAUAGAGAGUAUCUCUUUGAAGAACUUCAUGUGUCACUCGCUGCUCGGACCCUUCACAUUUGGUCCAAAUGUCAACUUUGUUGUAGGAAACAACGGAAGUGGCAAAAGCGCAGUUCUGACAGCUCUGAUUGUGGCUCUGGGGGGGAAAGCUCACAACACCAACAGGGGCUCCUCACUGAAAGGCUUUGUUAAGGAAGGAGAGAGUUCUGCAGAUGUGUCUAUCACACUGAGGAACAGGGGUCAUGAUGCAUAUAAGCCAGAAGUGUAUGGCCAGUCCAUCAUCAUCGAUCUUCGCAUCUCCAGCGAGGGCCUGAGGACAUAUAAGCUGAAAAGUAAAACAGGUAAUCUAGUGUCAUCCAAAAAGGAGGAGCUGAAUUAUAUUCUGGAUCACUUCAACAUCCAGGUGGACAAUCCGGUCUCCAUUCUGACCCAGGAAAUGAGUAAACAUUUCCUCCACUCCAAAGGAGAGGGGGACAAAUACAAAUUUUUUAUGAAAGCCACUCAGCUUGAUCAGAUGAAAGAAGACUACAGCUACAUCAGUAAGACCAAAACUAUGACCCAGAACACAGUGGAGAAACACAAGGAGACUCUGCAUGAGCUAAAGAGGAAGUACCAGGAAAAACAGGAGCGCUAUAAAAAUCUGGCUUCACUGGAUGAAAUGCAUCAAAAAUUGGAUGAACUGAAGAAUCAGAUGGCCUGGGCUCUGGUGGCAGAAGUUGAGCACGAGAUAAAGCCCAUGACAGAACGAAUUGCAGCAGAAGAGAAAUCCAACGUCAAAUAUGACCAGAAGGUGGAGGAGUGGGAGGGGAAAGUUCAGGAGGCCAACAGGAUAUUCAAACAGUUGCAGGAUCAGUUGGAGGGUGUAACGGAGCGAAUGCAGCAGCUGCAGCCACAGUGCACUCAGCUAAAGAGUAAAGCACAAGAGCAAAACCGAUGUCUUAAAGCAUCAGAGGCUGGACUUCAUCGAAAGAAGACGAACUUAAGGGACCUUGAGAAAGAUAAAGAUCAACUCAACAAACGUAUCAAAGAACUCAAAUACAACAUAAGUCAGAUGAACUCCGCAGACAAUCAGGCUUGUAUGGAGAGGAUGAAUCGCAUUCAGGCUGAGCUGGAAGAUCUAAGUUUCCAGGACUCGACUCUGGCUCAGCAGAUCAAUCAAUUUCAUCAGGCUUGUGCUGCUGCUAAAGAAAAGUUUGGUAAAAUGAGCCGAGAAAAGCAGGACAUGCAGCGCGCGAUUGAGGCUAAGCGUCGUGACCUAGCUGCUAUGGAAGGCAGUCGAAAUGAUCGUCUUUGUCGCUUCGGCGAGAAGAUGCCGGCACUGCUGAUGGCCGUAGAUGAGGCGUACCGCCGGGGCAACUUCAAGAGAAAACCUGUUGGACCACUUGGAUACUGUAUCCGUUUGCGGGAUCCAGAGCUGGAUCUUGCAGUGGAGAGUUGUCUGAAGACUCUGAUGCUGGCUUUCUGCUGCGAUAAUCACAACGAUGAGAGAGUGUUGCAAGGCAUCAUGAACCGCUGCUUCCAGCAGGGCAAAAGACCCCAGAUCAUUGUCAGCACAUUUACCAACACGCUCUACAAUGUCGGCAGCAGAGCUGUCAAUCAUCCUGAAUAUCCAUCAGUGCUCCAGGCCCUUGAAAUUGAGAAUCCAGUUGUUGCCAACUGCCUGAUUGACAUGAGAGGGAUAGAAUCUAUUCUGCUCAUCAAGAACUCUAAAGAUGCGAGAAGAGUUAUGCAGGGUGGUCAUCCACCACGCAACUGCAGAGAGGCCUUUACACGCGAGGGAGACCAGAUCUUCUAUAACCGUUAUUACUCCUCUGAACAACGCAGAGCCCUCUACCUCAGCAAAGAUGUUGAAGAGGAAAUCAGACAUUUGCAUGCGGCUUUGCAAACCCAGAGAGCGGAUCUGGAGCGCUUUCAACAAGAAAUGCAGCAGGUCAGUGAGGAUGAGAGACGGAACCAAGCUCUUCAGAACCGAGCCUAUGAUGACAGCAGGAAAGCCCAGGAACGUUGUCGGAAGCUUAAGUCAGAGCUGACUGAAUUGCAGAAUGUUGAGGAGCCUCAGUCAGAGGAUUUGAAACCUUUGGAGGAGGAAUUAGAAGAGCUGAGCAGUCGGAUAAGUGCGUGCCGAGAGGAAUGUGAAGCCGCACGGCAGCAGACACACACACUCAAGAGGGAAUAUGAGGCGGCAGAGCAACUCUACCGACAGCAGUGGGAAGCUUUUAACAGCAUAGCAGAGGAAGCCGAGCCCAUUAAGGAGCAGUUAACUAACUGCGAUCAGGAUGUGGCAAAGAGUAAACACCACAAAAAACACUAUGAGGAGAAACGCAAAUGCCACAUGGACAUGAUAGAGGCACUGAAGAGAAGCCUGAAUGAGAAGGAGCAGGAGUUAGAGGCUUCCAUUGCAAAGGCCUCAGAAAUCUGCCAAGAGCGCAUUGAUGUGAGGAGAACAGCCAAGAGUUUGGACUCCGAGAUAAGCCGCCUCAAAUUCAAGAUCGAUACGCAACAGGGCCAACAAGGAGACAGAGACUCUAUUGUCAGGCAGUACCACGAGGCGAAGGAGAACUUUACCAAUAUUUUACGGCAGCUCAAGGGCCUGGAAGCCUUUAUUCAACUGUUAACUGAGAUCAUGAUCAUCAGGCACAACGUCUACAGUGAUCUGAGAAUGUAUCUUUCUGUGCGCUGUAAAUACUACUUUGACUCCAUGCUGUCCCAGAGAGGAUAUAUUGGGAAGAUGACCUUUGACCACAAGAAUGAGGGUCUCUCCAUCUCAGUUCAGCCAGGAGAGGGUUGUAAGGCUACCCUGAGUGACAUGCGUUCUUUAUCUGGAGGAGAGCGUUCGUUUUCUACUGUGUGCUUCGUCCUGUCACUUUGGGCAAUAGCUGAAGCUCCAUUCCGUGCCCUCGAUGAGUUUGAUGUCUAUAUGGACAUGGUGAACCGAAGGAUUUCCAUGGACAUGAUGCUGAAGAUCGCUGCCAGUCAGCGCUACAGACAGUUUAUUUUCCUCACCCCACAGAGCAUGGGUUCUCUUCCAGUCAAUAACCUGAUCCGUAUUCUGCGUCUGAACGACCCUGACCGUAGUCAGUCUACUCUUCCGUUUGGUCAGAGGAACCCAGAAUGAAGCUGCUCUUCACUGAAGAUCAUCUUAUGUGUAGAAUACAACCCUUUUGAUCAGGUUAUCUCCAGACUUUCUGCCUCAAAAGCUGCACAUUUGAGAUUCUUUUCAGAUUUGCUUUUAAUUAAACAAUACGCUCAAGGUUUUCUUUAAUAGAAUGUGGCAUAUGUCUCUGCACUUUACUGUUCUCUAGUGCACAAAAAUUUACAAUUUUAAAAACAAGUUGUUAAUUGUAAUUCAUAAAUCCUGGAAAAUAUAUCAGUUUAAGACUCAUUUACUUCUCUAAUACUAGUUGGUUUGGACAUUUGCUAGUCCUAUUUUACUCUGCACUUUAAAUUGUUCUAAAGAAAGAAUAGUUUAAGUUUUAUAUCAGCAUGAUGCAAUGACAUUUGCAUUUAUACUUGAUUCAAUAAACUUAAGAUUGUAAUAGUUAUGAUUUAUAGUUACAAAAAUGUUUUGUCCUGUUCAUUUAGAGACAUUUAUAGCAUAUUAUUAUUCAUUUCAAAUGUGGUUUUUAUUUUCAAUUGUUUUAUAUAUAUAUAUAUAUG